AAAUCGGGGCGAAGCCCAAACAGCCGAAGAAGACUUGAACGGUUCCCGGUUGCUGAGCCGCUUCACUCUCCGCAGCUGCAACUCCGCUUCUGCCCCACAUUCAUGCAAGCCGCCUCGUGAACGCGACCCCAGCCGAACCUCCGCGAUGCUCCUCCCGCCGUGUUCGGAGUGCUGACGAGUGGACCGUCGCUCCCACCGAAGACGUCAGAGCGAUGGAGCCCAGCGGGGCCACCGAGGACCUGGUGUUUCGGGGGGUGGAGUUCGCGGUGAAGAUGGAGGUGGACAAGGGCUUGCUGAUGGUGGAGAUCUCUGACUCGGCGACGGCGGACCAGUGGCGGGGGGAGUUCGACCCGGCGUACAUCGAGGACCUGACCCGCAAGACUGGCAACUUCAAGCAGUUCCCCAUCUUCUGCAGCAUGCUGGAGUCGGCCGUCAGGAAGAUGAGUGACUCAGUCACUCUGGACCUGCUGACCUACGCUGACCUGGAGCUGCUGCGGAACCGCAAGGCCGGGGUGGUGGGUCGGCCCCGGGGACCCCCCCAGUCGUCUGCGCUCACGGCCAAGAGAUACCUGAUCCUGAUCUACACGGUGGAGUUCGACAGGAUCCACUACCCGCUGCCGCUGCCCUACGUGGGCAAACCCGACCCGGCCGCCCUGCAGAAGGAGGUCCGGGCGCUGAGGUCCGAGCUGGCGUCGCUCACCUCGAGAGGCUUCAGCAAAUCUGCGGAACUUGAGAUUCACCGACUGCGAACAGAGCUGGCUCUGGUCAAGGAGGAGAAGGAGUCCAUGGCCAAGGUCCUGGAGCGGCUGCAGCUGAGCAGCGGCGGAGCCCCAGCUGUGCGAGAGGACUGGAGGACGCGCGAGGUGGUGCGGUCCCUGGAGGAGCAGCUGGCCAAGGAGAGGGCCAAGAGUCAGCGCUGGGCGGGGAAGCGCUGCCAGGAGCAGCGGCUCCUCACCGAGCAGCUGGAGGAGCUGCGGGAGUCGGAGUGUGCGCUGCGAGUCCGAGUCAAGAGUCUGAGCAACGAGCUGGCGCUGCUGCGGAGAGGCGGGGUCACCCCCGGCGCCGCUCACAGGGACGUCUACCGCUCGCUCUCCAGAGAGGGGAGGGCGCUGUACGGCACCAGCAGGGGGCGCUCGGGAUCUCGGGAGCGGCCGGAGAGCAGGGUGCAGCGGUCGGAGGAGCGCGGGAGGAGAGCGGACUCCUCCGGGCCGCGAGCCGCCGUCACCCGAUCCUCGCCGUCUCCCACCAGGUCUCACGUCCCGCGCUUCGACCCGACCGCCUACAUCCAGGACCGGCAGCGGCGGCAGAAAGAGGCGGAGCUGAAAAAGCUCCGGAAGGUUCGGAGGGACAUGCUGUCGUCGCCCAUCCUCGCAGAGAGGGGGCGCUCUCGCUCCAGGGAGCUGCUUCCUCAGAGCGGCAGCAGAGGCAGGAGCUUGUCCGUGGAGCGGCGAGGAAGCAGGAAUUCCUCAGGAAGCUCUGUCGUGGACAUGGACGAAGUCGGCCGCGCCGUGCUCCGAGGACGACCGUCCACCUUCAAUGGCCCCAGCAUGUCCAGAGCCGGUCUCCGGACCAGGAACCCGGUCUGCAGCACUCCCACUCAGCGUCUGAGAGACAAAGACUCGUCCGUGGACGCCGGCGCCGAGCUGUCGGAGAUCGACGCCCGUCUCCAGGCCCUGCAGGACUACAUGAGGGACCUGGACACCGGGCACUGACGGGACAGAACCCCUCUCUCAGGCAACUCCGGCCAUCACUGUGAAGGACUCAAGCCAUUUGAUUCACUGAAGUUACCGUGGUCACUCCUGCUCCGACCCGAACACUGUGUCCUUUUAGAAAAUAGCCAUCUGACGUGUUGCCAAGUUACACAAGUGUUUUUUUAUUGUUUGUUUGCCACAGCUGUAAAUUUUCAUUAAAUUAUCUUGAAAUAUUGCCCAGUGAGCCACUGGGGGGCGCUGGAGUGUGUCCGCACGGCAGCGUGACAGCUGAGCCUCCCGCGGCCGUUUGCUUCAGCUAAUGAGCAGCCGCCGAGUGGGGACUCGUGUCCUCAGGAGGAAACAGCUGUGCUCCGUGUCUGUAACCACUCGGGAGGCGCGCGCUUGUCGAGUGGAACCGAGUGUAAACUGUGACAAGACUCAGUCUGGAACUAACUGGAAGUGAACUGAGGGCGGCGAAGGCGCGAGUGUGUGGAAGAACAGACGGUGGUGACCUCCGCCUCAGGUGGAGCCGGACUGGUGGGACGUGGACGGCAGCAGGCCCAGGUUCCGCCGCUUGCUGAGCAGCAUCUGGAUGUGCAGCGUGAGCUGCCGGGGACGAGCGUGUUAGCGGCGGCGGCUGAUGGUUCGGGCCCGGGCCGGUGGGGUCACUCACCGACUGCUGCUUGGUCAGGAUGUCUCGGUACAUUGCCUUCCUGCGCUCCU
Molecule: messenger RNA, 2414 nt
Organism: Synchiropus splendidus (mandarinfish)
Lineage: Eukaryota; Metazoa; Chordata; Actinopteri; Syngnathiformes; Callionymidae
Gene: ccdc61
Product: coiled-coil domain containing 61
Exons: 13
Coding region: 213-1712 (499 amino acids)
Cellular component (GO): centrosome
Source: RefSeq, a predicted model, not a curated record